AUGAAGAUAUCUUUCCCUUCCUGCUGGGCCGAGCCAGACCGGGAGACGAGCGAGACGACGGUCGCCGGCGCUGGUAGAGACGAGAAGCGAGAAGCGACGGCGGCGAGCGCAAAGAGCCGACAAGAGACGCAGAAGCGACGCGCGCGCGCAAAGACAGAAAAUACAGAGAGGAGAGGCAGAGCGGACGGCGCAGGCGAGGGGAGCAAAAAGGGGGUCGCAGAAGCUCGCUGGUCAGUCAGACAGACAGACAGGCUGACGGGACGAGAAUACAAAGCGACAAGAAAGAUAAAAGAUAAGGAGAGGGAGAGGUGCUGGGCUGGUGGUAUAGUAGUUAUUGGGCGGUUGGAGCGUGGUGCCAGGAGUCUCGACGUCGACGGACAGAGAGAAAGAAGACAGGUUGAUGCUAUCGAGGACGAGGGCCGAGAAGGGGGCUUCGAGGGGGACGAAGGAGACGAACAGGGUCUUUCGUCUGCUACGACGCGGGAGGAUCAAGGGGAUGGCCAGAAGAAGGUGGACGGCAGAGAGGCGGCCAGAAAGGAGGACCAGAAGGGACCGGGAAGAAACAGCGAGACGAGACCAAAGAGAGAGAAAAAAAAAAAAAAAGAGUCAGGGCCAGAAGAAGACGAAAGAGACAAGAAGACAGCCAGAGAGAGAGAGAGGAAGAAGCACAUCAACGCUGCCUCAUGGUCUGGAGCGAGCUGA
Molecule: messenger RNA, 702 nt
Organism: Trichophyton benhamiae CBS 112371
Lineage: Eukaryota; Fungi; Ascomycota; Eurotiomycetes; Onygenales; Arthrodermataceae
Exons: 3
Coding region: 1-702 (233 amino acids)
Source: RefSeq, a predicted model, not a curated record